AUGACUACCCAGGCUGAUGUAGACGACUUCGGCCUGCCCAUCAGGCGGUAUCCGACUCCAAAGAUCGAUGAACCUGCCGAUGCGCCCACCGAUGCGGCUACAGAAGAAAAGCCCGUCUCUGCUUCGGUUACCGGGGCUACGAGCGACGAGCAACAGAAAGCCCCUGAGGGAAACGACGAUAAGACUAAAGAUGAGCCAACACCUCCUACCGGCGAAGCUGUCAAAGCAGACGACCAGAGCGAUACCUUCGAAGAUGCCCGAUCUGAGCAGUCCAGCCCUAGAAAGGAGACUGCUCGCGAAACCCCUGUUGUCGCGCAGGAAACUCCCACACCGACUGAGACCGAGACCAAGCAUGUGAAGAACGAACCGCUCGAGACCGAAAGCGCUCCCGAGGAUUCGAAGCCGAAAGUCCCUGAAGAGGCUCAAUCCGAAGCACACAACCUCCCUGAGAAGCCAGAACAAGACAGCAAAGCUCUUGAAACCGAAACCCCGCCCUCUAGUGACUCCAAACCGAAAGGCCCUGAAGAAGCACAAGCAGGAGCAGACGAUGUUCCCAAGAAGCCCACAAAUACCGAGGUUGACGUUGACGAGAAAGAGGUUGCCAAGUCCAAUGAAGAAACGCUUGUUCCUGCUUCUCAAACGCUGCCCAAACGGGAGCAGAUCUCUGAAUUCUCUCAUCAAAAGAUCACUGUUAAGCCGGAAGAGAAGAAGGAGGAGGAAGAUCUAGAAUGGCAGGAGAUGCCUUCAUACGCCAGAUAUGACAUGUAUAAUGAUGACGAUAAGCUGAUUGCUAAGGAAUAUGACCCCGAGGAAGUUGAAUCGUACCAGUAUGGAGGUCUGGGUGGUGCCGGAAAGGGCUAUACUCGUGUGUUCCUGGAUGACGACGCCGAGUCUGCGACAAGCAUGGACGAAAACACGAAAUACCUUUUCAAGAGUGCAGCUGGAACCAGCAUGGUGGAUGACGAUGAUGGGCGGGACGCUGUCGGUCAGAUGCAGGCUACUAAAGAUCUUUUAACAGAAGGCCAAAGAGUGGCGUACGUUGGCCUGGUUCGCCUGGAAAUUGUCAGACUUGUGAAGGAAGAGGAAAAGCUGAAGUCGUUUAAGAAGACUAAGAAGGACGUCGGCAUUGCAGUCGAAUCCAUGUUGAUGUGGGGUCAGAAGAUGAUGCUGAGGCUUUACUCCCACAUGGAGAUUAAUGAAGCAGAGCAAAUCAUGAUUGAGCAGCUGGCCGAGCAUGGAGUGAUGCCCCAAGAUUUAUCGCCGGCGCUUGUUACCAACGCCCGAGUGGCAAACCCUAUGGCAGACGGCGAGACAUCUAUGCCAGGUACCCCAUCUCUGGAAGAGAAGCCCGCCGAAGCACCACCACCAUACCAGGCACUUGACGGCGAGGAACUAUCUGAGGUCAAGACGCCAUCGCAGCUUCCCACUACUUCAAAGAUUGAUAUCGAUCUACGAUGGACGGUCCUUUGUGAUCUCUUUCUCCUUUUGAUUGCUGAUUCUAUCUAUGAUUCACGUUCAAGAGUUUUGCUGGAGCGAGUCGGCCAAAGUCUCGAUAUCACGUGGAUUGACAUCUGCCGUUUCGAGAAGAAGAUCACCGAGGCUCUGGAAAUGCAACAAGCGGCUGAAAAGGAGAAUUGGAAUGAGGAAGAGCAUACAGAAGCUCGAAGGAAGAAGGCAUUGACUCGUCGAUAUGUCAUGAUGGGCCUAGCCACAGUAGGUGGUGGCUUGGUCAUCGGCCUCUCAGCUGGACUUCUCGCUCCUGUUAUCGGUGCUGGCCUGGCUACUGGUUUGACCGCCGUUGGAGUGACAGGAACAGGCAGUUUUCUCGGCGGUGUUGGAGGUGCGGCUAUCAUCACGUCAGGCGCAGCAGCAUCAGGAAGCCUUAUCGGAGGCCGCGCUGCAGGCCGAAGAACUGGUGCCGUCAGAACAUUCGAAUACCGACCUCUCCACAAUAACAAGCGAGUCAAUCUAAUUGUGACUAUCUCUGGAUGGCUUACUGGUAAGGUCGAUGACGUCCGCUUGCCUUUCAGUACAGUCGAUCCUGUAAUGGGUGAUAUCUACUCGGUGCUUUUCGAGCCUGAGAUGCUUCGAAGUAUGGGUGACACCAUCAACAUCCUGGCUACAGAAGCUCUUACAUCAAGUAUUCAACAAAUUCUUGGUACAACCAUCUUGGCCACUCUUAUGUCGGCUAUUCAACUACCAAUCAUCCUGACCAAACUAGCCUAUCUUAUUGAUAAUCCCUGGGCUGUCUCUUUGGACCGUGCUACCGCUGCCGGAAAGAUCCUUGCGGAUUCUCUAAUUGAGCGCAACUUGGGAACCCGACCAAUUACAUUGGUAGGAUUCUCUAUCGGAGCGCGAGUGGUCUUCUCUUGUCUUCAGGAGCUCAGUAGGAAGGGUGGUAUUGGUAUUGUCCAGAAUGUCUAUAUGUUUGGCUCACCUAUCGUCGUGAGCAAGGAGGAGUAUAUCAAGGCCAAGACUGUUGUUUCUGGCCGAUUUGUCAAUGCUUACAACCGAAAUGACUGGAUUCUCGGUUAUCUGUUCCGACUCACAAGUGGAGGUAUUCGUCGGGUAGCUGGUCUAGCUCCGAUCGAGGAAUGCCCCUUUAUCGAGAACAUGGAUGUCACUGAUCUCGUUAAUGGUCACAUGGACUAUCGUCAGAAGAUGCCUGUGUUGCUGAUGAGAUGUGGGUGGUCUGUUGAGAGCGAGGAGUUUGUCGAAAUUGAGGACCCAGACCCUGACAAUCACAAUGAGCGGCAACGAGAGCUUAUCAACGAGAUCGAAGAAGCCCGUAAGAAUCUUGAAAAGGAGGGUAAGGCUAAGAAAUCUGGACGGUUCAGCUUCUUUGGGCGAAAGAAGAACGUUGGAAAGCAGGAUUGGGAGAUUUACGAAGAUCAAAAGAAGAACGGAGAAGGUAAAGACAAAGCAAAGGAAGGAGGGCAAGGCGACAGCAAUACUGGCGUAUUAUUCGACAUCGACGCUAUUCGGGCAGAAAUUGCCAAGGAAGCUCGUGAUCGUUAUGCCAGUCAUGAAGAUCUCCAGGUCAAGGAGAUCAAGUCAACGCUACCUCCCAUGAAGUUGGAUGUAUCGUCACUCCCAGGUUCUCCUUCGGCGACUGCCAACGGCUCCAAAGCUGCGUCUCAGACCAAUUUGGGUACAGCACGGGACUCGCACGAGAUUAAAGGAUCCCAGGAACGGUCUCACAGUUACACACCCAGUUAUACCCGACAGGCAUCACCACCUGGUUACAGCUCACCGUACGGCGGGGGGUUUGGUUCAGGGAACGGCAAUGCAUACAGCUCGGACCGGCACGACGAGGACGAUAUCCAGAUGACAUUUGAUACGUCGUUUGGUGAUCAUCCCAGGUCGGCAAGUACGACAACCCCAGCUACAGAAACUACACCAACUCGACCACAGGUGAAGACGGCGCAAACGCUGCCCACGAUGACACUGCACGAGCCGUGGGGCGAUUCAGACGACGAUGAUUUUGGCAAGGAGAAGGAGAUUUCAAUGACAUUCGCUUGA
Molecule: messenger RNA, 3522 nt
Organism: Fusarium coffeatum
Lineage: Eukaryota; Fungi; Ascomycota; Sordariomycetes; Hypocreales; Nectriaceae
Exons: 2
Coding region: 1-3522 (1173 amino acids)
Source: RefSeq, a predicted model, not a curated record